AUGUCGUUUAACCCCGCGGAGUUCUCCGAUGCGAACUUCGACGUCAAGGCCUGGGUGAACAGCGCGUGCGCGGGGUGCCCGCGUGGGGAGAGCAUGGAAAAGUACCUGAGUGAGGUGGAGAUGAAGCUACAGCUCGUCGCCGAGGACAUCUCCCUCGCGCUCGAGGAGCAGUCCGUCGCGGGCCUGCAGCGCAUCCCCCGAGCCGUCGCCGAGAUCGAUCGCGUCGAGCUCGAGUCCAAGAACCUCCAGACGCGCAUCGCCGGCAUCCUCAAGCGACUCGACGAGGCCGAGACCGGAUCUCGCGCGAGCGUCAACCUCCUGAGAGACAUCGACGCUGUCAAAGGGCGCAUGGAGCUCACCAGGGACACGCUGGCCGAAGCCGCGGGUCUCGCCGAGCUCAUGCGAUCGGCGGAUGACGUCUUCGCCGGGGGCAACGUUCGAUCCAUGGCGGACAUCGUCGCGUCCAUGCGAAGGUCGCUCAAGGUGGUCGGCUCCGUGCCCGAGUUUGAGGACGCGCCGGAACGGGUGGAGGCGUUGGAGCACAGGCUGGAACAGGCGGUCAAGCCCGAGCUGGUCAAGGCGCUCGCGAACGAGAACGCGUUUCGCGCGUCGGAGCUGCGGAACGUGCUCGACGUGUCGGGGAGGAUCACGGCGCUCAUACACGCGUACGCUGAGGUACGCGUCGUGGAGCCGCUGAGAAGGGAGUGGGACGCGUUCAAAAAAGGUGCGGUACCGGCCGGGCCGGCGGCGACGGCGGCGACGAGCGAGGCGCAAAGGUUCGCGGAGUGGCUCCCGGGAUACUGCGAAAAGGUCGCGUCCCGGCUGCGGCGCGAGGUUUCCUUCUGCCGGAGCGCGUUCCCGCGCGAGUGCGAGGAGCUGAUCGCCACCGCGUGGGUUAAGCUCAGCGAGGCGACGAAGAGGGAGUUCUCCGAGCGCAUGGCGUCGCAACGUCUCGAUUGGUUCAUAGCGGCGCACCGCGCGGCGGGUGACGGGUAUUCAACCGCGGCCAAGUCGGUGGCGGACGCGACGGGCCCGGAACGCGCCGCCUACGCGCUGCGCGCCGCGCUCGCGCCCUUCGACGCCGUCCGCGAUCGUUACGGCGAACUCGAGGCGAGGGCAAUUGCCGAGGACCUCGCCAAGUUGGAGGUGCGACGUUGCGACGACGUGGAGGCGGCGGCGGGGGAGAUGUCGGCGGCUGUCCCCGUCGCGAUCGAGUCGCUGGGCCGCGCGAUGGAGCGGUGCGUGGCUCUCACCGCGGGGACCCAGGCGUCGGCGAUGCUCAAGGCGGUGGACGACGGGCUUGUGCGGUACGUCGACUCGUUGACCGCGUCCAUGAGGAGGCUGAGGAAGUCCCAGGGGCUGCCCACGAGUGGCGGAGAGGGCAAAAAAGAGGGUUCCGAAGGGAGAGUCGUGGCCGGCGAGGAGAGCAUCCAGUCCGCGCUUCAGCUCACCGCCGUGGCCCACGCGCUCACCGCGCGCGUCAAGGAUCUCGAGCGAUCGCUCGUCGCGUCGCUCAAGGAACUGAGGGGCGCGCUCCUCCCCGCGCUGCCCGAGCCCGGGCCGGCUUCGGAGAUGCCCCAGCCCGCCGCCGCCGACGCCCUGACCCCGGCUCUCGCCGCGGUGCACGCGAACCCCGACGGCGCGCGUCGACUCCGCGCGCUCUUGGACCGGGUGCACCAGGACGUUCGGUUCGGUCCCCUCGCGCGUGGGGUGCCGCGGUGCGCGGAUUUCGAGGAUUGCGCGCGCGACUUUGUGCUUGACGUGCUGCUGUCCAAGGUGAGGUCGGAGUUUCGGGGGUUGGCGAAACGGGCCGAGUGGUCGACGAGCGCGGAAUCCUCCGAUUUUGACCUUCCGACGUUCAGCGCGUAUCCCCAAGGGUACGUCACCACCGCGGGCGAGUACCUGCUGUCCCUGCCGCAGCACCUGGAGUCCAUCGCCGACGCCGCCGAGGAGGAGCGGGCGGCGGCGGCGGCGGCGGGCGAGAUGGGGAGGGCUGCCACCGCGGCGGAACACUUCGACUCCGGGGAGUGGAUGACGAGGGUCGCGGAGGCUGCCGCGGGUCUGCUUCUGGCGGAGGUGCGUGCAAUCACCACUCUCGGUGAGCCGGGAGCCGCUCAGCUCGCGGCGGAUCUCGAGUACUUCAACAACAUCAUCUCCGCUUUGUUCAGCGAGCCGCCGUCGGCGCUGAGGACGUACGCGGUUUGCGCGGCAGCGGCGAGGGAUUCGUACGCGAUAUCCGUCAGGGACGUCGAGGGAAUGGACGAGGACGUUAUCCGCGCCGUCGCGAAGGCGAGGGGCAUCAAGCUCAACUAGUAG
Micromonas commoda is the source of this 2316-nucleotide messenger RNA. RefSeq lists its product with no specific name. Gene Ontology annotation, cellular component: COG complex. The transcript is spliced from 3 exons. The record is from RefSeq and is a predicted model, not a curated record. The coding region runs from base 1 to 2313 and encodes 770 amino acids. NCBI's taxonomy places the organism in Eukaryota, Viridiplantae, Chlorophyta, Mamiellophyceae, Mamiellales, Mamiellaceae. Gene Ontology annotation, biological process: Golgi organization; intracellular protein transport; retrograde vesicle-mediated transport, Golgi to endoplasmic reticulum.